This is a messenger RNA of Frankliniella occidentalis (western flower thrips), 4393 nucleotides long. RefSeq names its product SH2 domain-containing protein 3C. Bases 434 to 3406 code for a protein of 990 amino acids. The record is from RefSeq and is a predicted model, not a curated record. Gene Ontology annotation, biological process: positive regulation of peptidyl-serine phosphorylation; small GTPase-mediated signal transduction. Gene Ontology annotation, molecular function: guanyl-nucleotide exchange factor activity; phosphotyrosine residue binding. Lineage: Eukaryota; Metazoa; Arthropoda; Insecta; Thysanoptera; Thripidae. The transcript has 9 exons.
CUGCCCGUGGCCCCUGCAACGCGUUCGCUCCGUCGCACGGUGACGGAGCCUUUGCCGCCGCGGUCGCGCCCGUCACGUCGCGGUUUCGGUUCGCGACGCGUGUCGUUCCGUGUAUAAACCGCGAAGUUUGCGUGCGCGCGCGUGCCGCCGUGUGAAAAGUGUCAGUGUGAUCAAAAGUGCAGCCUAAUUUGGCGGGAAUUCCGUGGAAAUUGUGCGAGCUUGUGCCUACUGUCGCACCUGUCAGUGUCCGCUGUUCGAGCCCGGCUCAGAAGCACUCAGAAAACCCGCAGUGUGACCGCUGUCCCCAAAGUGUCGUGCACGACGAGGAAACAAGGGUCGUGUGCGCCCCUAACCCUUAACCCCUAACCCCCAUCACAGUCGCCUCCAAUGGCGCGCUAAAGUUCAAGAGGACUCUCAUCAGCUCAACGCGACCAUGGGCAAGAGCGGCAGCAAGCUCAAGUCCAAGAACCGGAGCCAGAGCAUCGUCUGGAGCUUCCGGUUCCCGUCCAUCGGGUCGCUGUCUCGGCGCAGCAAGGCGAGCCUCUCGGCGCCGGUGGCCCGCCCCCACAUCGACACCCAGCGAUGGCUCUCCGUGCUCGAGCUCGACCAGUACUCCGAGCUGUUCAGCAAGUUCGACGGCGUCGAGGACCUGAUCCACUUCUCGGAGGGCGACAUCAAGGAGCUCGGGGUGCGCAACUCGUCGCACCGCGCGCGCCUCAUGUCGAGCCUCGUCGCGCUCAAGGCCAAGUACGAGAAAGGGACGCGGCGCGUGGACAAGGCCCAGCGACACAGCGUGGCCGUGGACCCUCGGCGGCUCAUCGUGGACCUGAGCGACCAGGCGGAUAUCCUGGUCGCCAGCAACGUCACCCAGAGCAAGAGCCUAUGUAACAUCACGAUGGACGAGCCGGCGGGCGACCCGACGGCGCUGCGCCGCCUGCUAGAGUGGGAGCUGUCGCUGGACUCGCAGGACCUGCGCUCGCACGCCUGGUACCAUGGCGCCAUCCCGCGGCACCGCGCCGAGGAGAUCGUGGAGCGCGACGGCGACUUCCUGGUGCGGGACUGCGCCUCGCAGCCGGGCAACUACGUGCUCACGUGUCGCAGCAAGGGCGCCUCGCUGCACUUCGUCAUUAACAAGGUCGUGCUGCAGCCCGACACGGUGUACGAGCGCGUGCAGUACCAGUUCGAGGCGGACGCGUACGACACGGUGCCGGACCUGGUCACGUACUACGUCGGCAGCGGCAAGCCCAUCUCGGCGGCGUCCGGGGCGCGCAUCCAGUCGCCGCGCAACCGCCUGUACCCGCUCUCCUUCUACGCCGAGAAGUACGCGCUGCACCAGGGCCUCGGCGGCCUGCAGGCCAUGUCGCCGAUGACGUCGCCGCUGACGGCGGUGCCGCCGCUGACGCCCGUCGGCGCGCGCAUGUCGCCCUACUCGUGCUUCCGCAGCCCCGUGCACUCGCCGCCCAGGUCGCGGCGCGCGGCCGCCGUGGCCUCGGACAUGGCGAGCACCCCGCCGCGCCUGCCGUCCAAGCAGCGCAGCCUGUCGCUCACGCCCAUGGAGGCCGUCAACGGCCACGGCCACGGCCACGGCCACGGCUACGGUCACGGCUACAGCCACGGCCGCCUCACCCUGAGCCUGGCGGAGCGCGCGCGCCCCGAGGAGCGCGGCGGUGGCAGCGCGGACGGCGUCGUCCUCGCGGCCUCGGCGGCCUCCACGCCGGUCCCGGGCCAGGGCAGCGGCCAGGGCGGCGGCCACGGCAAGUUCUCCACUCACUCGCUGCCGCGCAGCAACGGCAAGCUCAGCACGUGCAGGGGCACCUCCACCAUGCCGCGGCACGCGGCGGCCGCCAACAAGAUGCUCCGCGUCAACAGCGACCUGGAGGGCGUGGCGUCGCCCAGGGACGCGACGGACAGCCCGCCGCCCAAGCCCAGCCGGGUGCCGUCCGCCACCUCGUGCGCGGCGCCCACCACGCCCGGCGACGACCCCAACUUUGACGGCGACGUCGGCGACCUGGGCGACACGACGCCCGUCUCGGAGAGCGGCUCGUCGCUGGCGUCGGCCGCCGCGCUGCAGAGGGUGGCCAUGGCCUCGUACCACGCCUCGGGCUCUGACUCGGGCAACGGGUCCGGGGACUCGUCGGCGCAGAGCUCGGCCGCGGGGGACAUCCCGGACUCCGCGGCUGCCGCCGCGGCCGCCGCGGCCGCGGGGGCCACCGGCGGCACGCUCAAGCGCGGCGUCGUCAUGCCCUACCUGCCGUCGUCGUGCUCGUCCACGACGCUCAAGGCGUGCGACGACGGCCUCGCCACGCCCGGCCACGGCGUCGCGCCCGCCGAGCUGCCCAGCCUGCCCAGCGCCCUGGACCUGGACGGCUUCCAGACGCUGCUGCUGCCCUCGCUGGAGAACAAGCCGCUGGACGCCACGGCGCUGCAGGGCAUCAAGAUGAUGCUGCUGGAGAGCGGGUCGCGCAUCCUGGCCAACCACCUGACCCGGGACGACCUGGACCUGACGCUGGCCGCCACCGGUCCCAGCGGCCAGCCCUGGGACCACGACCUCGGGCUCGGCGUCAAGUCCGCCAUCGAGCUGUGCACGCUGCCCAUCGGGCGGCAGCUCAGGACGGACCUGGUGGAGAGGACGGAGUGCCUCAAGCUGCUGGUGGCGGUGACGAUCCUCACGUCGCCCACCGAGACAGAGCGCGCCGAGCUGCUCAACAAGUGGAUCCAGGUGGCGGUGGACACCAAGACGGCGCUGGGCAACCUGUACGGCUUCUGCGGCAUCAUGCUCGGCCUGUGCAUGCCGCAGCUGCAGCGGCUGGCCGCCACCUGGCACGUGCUGCGGCAGCGCUUCACCGACAGCGCCUUCAACUUCGAGGCCAAGCUGCGGCCCACGCUCAAGAGCAUGAACGAGUGCGCCAACCCGCAGGCGCCCAACACCACCAUCCCGCACCUGCUGCCCCUGCUGCUGCUCAACGCCCGGCCCGCCGAGGCCAUGCUCUCGGGUUCGGCCGCCUGCGGCCUGCCGCUGUCCACGCUCAACGCCUGCCUCGGCCCCUGGGAGUCGUCCACGUCGGACUUCGGCCUGGGCACGAUGUGGGCGCACCUCGAGGCGGCGCGGCGCCUCUGCGACGCGCUGCCCACCUUCCGCCGCAACGCGCAGAUCGUCCUGGGCGACUCCAAGGUGGACGACCUGCUGCUGGACGCGUUCCGCACCGAGUUCCACCUCAAGUUCCUGUGGGGGUCGCGCGGCGCCACGGUGCACGCCGAGGAGCGGCACGCCAAGUUCGACCAGGUGCUCACCGUCAUGUCGGAGAAGUGCGAGCCCGCCCCGCCGCCGCCCGGACCCGUGCCAGCCCCCGCCCUGGGCCCCGUGCACGGCCACCACGCGCACCACUCCAUCGGGACCAGCGUCUGAGCGGCCGGGACUGCCUUCGGCAUGUCUUAUUACGGGGCGAGGGGUUUCGUCAUCCCCUGUGAGUUACACCCCCUCCUGAGUCCCAGCGACUGGGUCGAUGAGAAACCGGUCUUACUGAGUGGAUAAUAAUUACAAGCGACGAAAAUUUGUAUUGUGUGACAUAAAAGAUUUCCUCUUUUGGAAAUAACCAAGGAAAGAAAUCACACUUUAUACAUGUAUUGUAUGUUUUGUUUUUCUUUUGUGAUGAAGAACAAUGUUGACUUAUGUUUUUUCUUUCAAGACUGCAACAAAUCAAAUUAAAAGGAAACAAGAUUACUCAAUUAUCCUCCAUUGUAGUCGUAGUUACAUUUUCAAGCUGGUUGUAUAAGUAUGGGAAGGUAGAUUUUCCAAAUUAAACUGUUUUAGGCAUACUCAAAAGCUUCUGUAAAUAAUCAAAACAGUUCUCAUAGGAAUUGCGCAGAACAAGAAGAAUUGAAGCUAUAUGGUAAGACGUAGAUGUUGUACCCCACCUAGCUACCUUUAUAAAGGAGGUACUUUUUGGAAACAAUAUUAUAAACAUUUUCUAUCAAGUUUAUCUAUUAUAUCAGUAGCUUUUGUAUGUUUUCAAUUUAUUUAUUACUGAAACGUAAGAGAAAAAAUAUGUUGAAACGCCCAAUUUUUAAAAUGUUUUGUAUGUUUUAACCAACUUUGUAGCUAAGGGCAAAAUUUUCUUCCCAUAUACAAAUAAUACGAAAAUCCAAUGAAAUGUACUACAGCAGGCCUCUAGAAUUAUUUUUGCAAGAAAUUGAAAAAUUCAGAACAAACUUCUAGACAUUCCAAUCUAGUCAAGUCACAUUAUGUGAUACUAAUCAUAAAGUAGUCAUUACCUAAUUAAUGUAAAUAUAAAUUAUAAAUAUAUACAAAACUUUGUAAAUGAAUGUACUAAUUAUUGUAAAUGUACUAUACUGAAACUGCAUGUUUUCAAUAAACAAGUUUUACCGGACUCCA